AAGAAUAGUUAAUAAAAAAAAUUAAGACAAAUCAGUGUCAACUCAAAAAAUUUCAAAAAAAAUUAACACAUAAAUAAAAUGGCCACGAAAGUUGUAGCCACCGCCACAGUGAGAGCUUUAAAGGGUAGAAAAUUAAUGCCCACCAGAGCAGCCUUAACUUUGACUCAGGCGGCGGUGCAGCGUAUCAAAGAAUUAUUAAAAGAUAAACCAGAAUAUAAUGGCUUGAAAGUGGGUGUACGCCAACGUGGUUGCAAUGGCCUGUCCUAUACUUUAAAUUAUGCCUCCGAAAAAGUAGAUAAACUAGACGAGGAGGUAACCCAAGAUGGCAUUAAAGUUUAUAUUGAUAAGAAAGCCCAAUUAUCAUUACUUGGCACUGAAAUGGAUUAUGUCGAAUCGAAGCUAUCUAGCGAGUUUGUCUUUAAUAAUCCCAACAUUAAGGGCACCUGUGGCUGUGGCGAAUCGUUUAGUAUGUAAAAUCAAUGCAAUAAAACAAAACACACACAAAAAGUUAGUUAAAUGAAAUGCAAACUGAAAGAAUGAAUAAGACUUGUACAAAAAUUGUUUGUUUUAAACAAAUGGAAAGAUGAUUUUUAAAUUUAUUACAGAAUAAUAAAGAUAAAAAAUAGCCCCGCCACCCCCACAAAAAAAAGGACAUAAGAGAAAAGGGUAUUUUAAUCUCGCACCUUUAAACUAAUCCUAGUAGUUGUUGCUUACUAUAUAAUUUAGCUUAAUUAUUCAUCUAUAUUUUCUCUCUCUUUUAGUUAGCAUAAUUUUUAAAAUAAGUAUUUUUGUUUAAGCUUAAGUAAAGCAAAAAAAAUAUAAUAAACAAAGAGAAAAAAGCUUUAAAUAAAAAAAAUACUUAUUAAAUUAA
Molecule: messenger RNA, 871 nt
Organism: Calliphora vicina (urban bluebottle blowfly)
Lineage: Eukaryota; Metazoa; Arthropoda; Insecta; Diptera; Calliphoridae
Gene: MagR
Product: Iron-sulfur cluster assembly 1 homolog MagR
Exons: 5
Coding region: 79-474 (131 amino acids)
Biological process (GO): iron-sulfur cluster assembly
Cellular component (GO): mitochondrion; cytoplasm
Molecular function (GO): 2 iron, 2 sulfur cluster binding
Source: RefSeq, a predicted model, not a curated record